Messenger RNA from Amyelois transitella, 1589 nucleotides. Its product is annotated as alpha-ketoglutarate-dependent dioxygenase alkB homolog 7, mitochondrial. The coding region runs from base 122 to 871 and encodes 249 amino acids. Gene Ontology annotation, biological process: DNA damage response; fatty acid metabolic process. Lineage: Eukaryota; Metazoa; Arthropoda; Insecta; Lepidoptera; Pyralidae. The transcript has 5 exons. The record is from RefSeq and is a predicted model, not a curated record. Gene Ontology annotation, cellular component: mitochondrial matrix.
AUCAAUCAAAAUUUGGCAAUGUAACCAAAACUUGGAAUCGAAAAUAAUCGAAAUCGUACGUGGGAACUCCCCCAAAGCCCCGGAGGAAAAAGGGAAGUCAAAUAUAUUAAAGUUUAAAGAAAUGCGUUUGUUAGCAUGGAAUCAAUUCAAGAACUGCAAAGUCAAGUCUACAUAUUUUAUCAGCGCUAAGAAAAUUGUAACAGACGUAGAGCCGCCCCCAGAAAUUGUUGACAAAAUCCCAGAUGCAGAUCCAUCCUUGGUAGAAAUCUUGCCCUCAUGGCCGGAGUCAGAGCAGCCAGAAUUGCGGUCUGCGGUGCUGAGAGACAUGCGGGUGCUGCCUAACUUUGUGACGGAGGCAGAGGAGGCUUCACUGGUGCAGGAGCUGGAGCCCCGCCUCAAAAGAAUGAGAUAUGAGUUUGAUCAUUGGGAUAAUGCCAUCCAAGGCUACCGCGAGACGGAAUACAGCGGCUGGAGCCCCGAGAACGCGCGCGUGCUGCGGCGCGUGCGCGCGGCCGCGUUCCGGGGCCCGGGCGCCGCGCCGCUGCCGCUCGCGCACGUGCUGGACCUGGCCGCGGCCGGGUUCAUCAAGCCUCAUAUCGAUGCUGUGCGGUUCUGCGGAGAAGUGAUAGCGGGCCUCUGCUUGCUGUCCUCGGCAGUGAUGCGCUUGCAGCACGAGACGACGCCGCACCUGCAGCUGGACGCGCUGCUUGAGAGGCGCGCCUUGUACAUCAUGCGCGGCUGCGCCCGCUACCAGUUCACGCACGCCGUGCUGCCCGCGGAGCGCAGCGCGUGGCGCGGCGCCGUGCUGCGGCGCGCGCGCCGGCUCGCGCUCAUCACGCGCAGCCAGCCCGCGCCCGCCGGCACCGAGUAGGCUCGCCCGGGGGAGGAUAACGGGCGAGUACAACAGCCCCCUUGGCGUGGCAGACGCGACGCCGUUUCGCUUUUCAUUGUGAAGUGAAACGAGACAGCAAUAGUUUUUCUUUUCACGCGAUAACAAUUGCGUCGCGCGUGCUAUGCUAUGAGGGCUGGUGUUUUUAACCGACGUCAAAAGAAGGGUUAUGUUUAAAAGAUAUUGAUAAGGCACCUGUCUUAUCGUAAACUGUGCCUUAUGAUAAUGUAUAAAUAGAUUGUUAAAAUGUACAAAUUCACAUUGGCGCGAUUCAAAAUGUAGUAAUGAUAGUACCGCAAUCGUAUGAUAAUACCGCACAUAAUUUUAUUUAAAAAAAAAUUAUAUGUAUCUAUAUUUUACGGUUUCUAUGGCGCUUGUUUGUCAUAUAAAAUCGGAUGAAGCAAAGGAAGUAUGCAGGGAUCGUGGCAAGUGGAAAGAGGUAGUCUCUGCCUACCCCUCCGGGAAAGAAGCGUGAUUUUAUGUAUGUAUGUAUACAUACUGUAUACAUUUUAAAUUUAAAAAUAUAAACAGUGACAAUUCGUACAUAUUUUUUUGUGAUUAAUAUUUUGUUAAAUGCGAGCGAGUUCUGAAUCGCGCUAAUUUUGUACGCUAUGAAUUUAUUAGAUAGUUAAUUUAUUACUUAGGUAUGGAUUUCUUAUUACAUUUGUUUUAUACGAAGAUGUAUUAUAAUCUAGUCUUA